CAUCGCUUCGCUCUCUUCCCACACGGCAUAUAUAUCUUGUCUGUAUACAUAUUCCCAAUCGCAUCGCUUACGCGACCCAACUUAUAACAUCCACCAUGCCCUCAUCCUGGCUUGUACGCAUGCGCAAAGCCGAGCUAGCAGAGCUCGCGCAGAAAGCUAACCUUCCCGACGUCGACGGAAUGUUGAAGGAUGACCUAGUCGAGGCUCUGCAAGACCACCUCGAGGCUAACGAGACGACGUUCGCGAAGCAGUCCACCUUCAGCGAGUUUUACAGGCGCACUGGCAACGGAUCACCUGUCAAGCGCGAGCGCGCAUCGCCCAGCGAUGGAAUCGCGGUUACCAAGACGCGCAGACGUCAAACCCGACUACUCGAAAACGUAGACUCCGAGGAGCCUACACCGGAGAAGGCGCUGGUUACGCGCACCCCUCGAACUGUGUCCCGAGUAGCCUCGCGCGUCACUCAAGUCGACCUGCCCGCGUCGCCUGCCCAGCUCGCCGAAGUCGCCGAUCAGCAAUUCAAGGCUGCGAAAACGAAGGCGGGCGAGCUGUGGAAGAAGACGGGGACGGAGGAGAUAAUUGAGCUAGUCCGCGAGAACGCAAGCUCCGUCACGGCCGUCCAACUUGCGGUGCUGCUCAUCGAGUCCGUGGGGCUGCAAUGGAACACGGUGGCAACCGUCCAUGCCUUCGACACGCCCACAGUGCCGCAAUUGAGCUUGAACUCGCAAAACGUCUAUCUCCCCGACCUGCGUGUUCUUCUUACAAGCGAAUUCUGGGCACCUGCGACGCUGUGGUCGUUGACUAGCAUCUUCCUCCCCCUCCUCGUCUCCUACUUCUUCAACCUGACACUGCGGACCAACACGCGUCAUAAGUCGUCGAGCCGCGCGUACACUGUCGAUCCCCUGACUUUCAACAUCGUUAAGGCCAUUUCGCAGUACAUUGUGUACCAGACGUCCUGCGUCCCAAUUGCUCCUGCCGGCGUGGUUCCCGCCGCUCCAAUUCUUGCUUGCGCGGAGAACGUGCCCUUCGCCUUCUGGUCUGGAGAAACGGUCAAUCACGUGCGAACCAAGAUUCCCGGUCAAUACUAUGGCCUACAAAUUGGAGCUAUUGUUGGCGUCUUAAUCAGUUUGUAUGAUGCUGCGUUGAAGAAAUAAACCGCCCAUCAAAGCGACAUGACGUUGGAUUCGGGUAUGACAUGAGACUCAGGGACGGUAAAAGGAAUGAGUAUGACGAUAUGUUUCUUCUUACGGUAGGGUGUAUGGCUCGGGCUUGGUUCUCGGCGUUUCUGGAUUCAAUCUCUGUCUGUGUGUGGUUUUGUAUCUUCUCGCCACUGUUUGGAUUCUCGUCAGCAUUGGAGAUGGGAGGAUGGGGAUGGCGUUAGAGGCGCUUUGUUGGAUCCUCUCCAAGGGUAUCUGGUCCCUGGGAUGGCUUGUGAUUGGGUAUUGUUAUGUUGUUUGCUUUUUUGAUUCACUAUCAAUUCCCGCUGCUAAAUACUGGAUAUUGCAGGGUUGAGCUGCUUGCCUGUUUUGGUUGGCGGUAAUGGCCUGUGCGCUCACGUGAAGUGCACACUUGCUUCCAGCGCCUCGAUUGGC
Lindgomyces ingoldianus is the source of this 1589-nucleotide messenger RNA. RefSeq lists its product as uncharacterized. The record is from RefSeq and is a predicted model, not a curated record. The transcript is spliced from 3 exons. Gene Ontology annotation, cellular component: membrane. Bases 96 to 1151 code for a protein of 351 amino acids. NCBI's taxonomy places the organism in Eukaryota, Fungi, Ascomycota, Dothideomycetes, Pleosporales, Lindgomycetaceae.